CCUCAACGCAAGCAGUUUCUCGGUUCACUUUCAGAGAAUAUCAACAUGGUUGCAGGAAUUCUUGUGUCUCUGGCCGCGCUGGCCACAUUGGCAGCCAGCGUUCCUGUUGAGGAACGACAGGCUUGCUCAGGCGUUUGGGGUCAAUGUGGUGGUCAGAACUGGGCUGGACCAUUUUGUUGUGUUUCCGGAAGUACAUGCGUUUUUUCAAACGACUAUUACUCUCAGUGCCUUCCAGGCGCCGCAAGCUCAAGCUCUUCUACUCGCGCAUCUUCAACAACUUCUCGUGCGUCGUCAACCUCGACCAGAUCAAGCACCACGACGCCCCCGCCUGGUUCUAGCACUACAUCAGCACCGCCAGUGGGAUCAGGAACAGUAACUUGGCAGGGCAACCCCUUUUCGGGAGUUACACCUUGGGCCAAUGCCUAUUAUGCGUCCGAAGUCAGCACCUUGGCCAUUCCGAGUUUGACUGGAGCUAUGGCUACUGCUGCGGCAGCCGUAGCAAAGGUGCCGUCUUUUAUGUGGCUCGAUACCCUGGACAAAACCCCCUUGAUGAGCCAGACAUUGUCGGACAUUCGUGCCGCAAACAAGAAUGGAGGUAAUUAUGCUGGACAAUUCGUUGUCUACGACCUGCCAGAUCGCGACUGUGCUGCCCUCGCCUCUAACGGCGAGUAUACCAUCGCGGAUGGCGGCGUGGCCAAGUACAAAAAUUACAUCGAUACCAUCCGCGGAAUCGUCACAACCUUUUCUGACAUUCGCAUCCUCUUGGUUAUAGAGCCCGACUCUCUCGCGAAUUUGGUUACUAAUCUCGGCACUCCGAAGUGUGCGAACGCCCAAUCUGCGUACCUAGAUUGUAUCAAUUACGCUAUCACGCGUCUAAACCUCCCAAAUGUUGCGAUGUACUUGGAUGCUGGCCAUGCCGGAUGGCUUGGUUGGCCAGCGAAUCAAGACCCAGCAGCUCAAUUGUUCGCAAACGUGUACAAGAAUGCAUCAUCUCCUCAAGCUGUUCGUGGGCUGGCAACAAACGUCGCUAACUACAAUGCGUGGAAUAUUACCUCCCCUCCUCCAUACACUCAACAAAACUCCGUUUACAAUGAAAAAUUGUACAUUCAUGCCAUAGGGCCUCUUCUUGCCAAUCAUGGUUGGUCAAACGCCUUCUUCAUCACUGACCAGGGUCGGUCUGGUAAGCAGCCAACUGGCCAGCUCGAGUGGGGUAACUGGUGCAAUGUUAUCGGUACUGGAUUUGGUAUCCGUCCGUCUGCAAAUACUGGAGACUCGUUGCUAGAUGCCUUUGUCUGGGUUAAACCAGGUGGUGAGUGUGAUGGUACCAGCAACAGCAGCGCACCUCGAUUUGAUUCACACUGUGCUUCUCCUGAUGCUUUGCAACCUGCACCUCAAGCUGGUUCUUGGUUCCAAGCAUAUUUUGUGCAACUUCUCACUAACGCGAACCCGUCAUUCCUAUAAGUCUAUUUGCAUUGGCACAUUCCAAAACGAAUCAAUACAAAUGAUUGAGUCUUCCGUUUGAUGGAUCUGUAUAUACUUGAAGCACUGGUAGCAGUUAGUUAGAUCGGAAAAUAAGAAAUGGAUGGCGUCUCU
Molecule: messenger RNA, 1593 nt
Organism: Trichoderma virens Gv29-8
Lineage: Eukaryota; Fungi; Ascomycota; Sordariomycetes; Hypocreales; Hypocreaceae
Product: glycoside hydrolase family 6 protein
Exons: 4
Coding region: 46-1461 (471 amino acids)
Biological process (GO): cellulose catabolic process
Cellular component (GO): extracellular region
Molecular function (GO): hydrolase activity, hydrolyzing O-glycosyl compounds; cellulose binding
Source: RefSeq, a predicted model, not a curated record